Molecule: messenger RNA, 480 nt
Organism: Soboliphyme baturini
Lineage: Eukaryota; Metazoa; Nematoda; Enoplea; Dioctophymatida; Soboliphymatidae
Source: the annotation of a GenBank genome assembly
AUGACCGAGGUGCACACUCAGCAUGCACGCCCAUCGUUUCAGGCCGUCUACACCGGAGUACUGUUCGGUUCGGAGGACGAGCGGCGAUUGCAGUUCCUGCGCGACUGUCACGAAGGCCACGUGGACAUUGCGUUCCUGCCGUACGGCCUGAACUUCGAGCUGGACCUGACCAGCGGCCCGAACGGUGACUCGACCGCGUCCGAAUUCCGCAACUACUUCGACCUCGACUCUGACCCACCUAAGGUGCAUAUGUGCAGCCACUUCAUCCUGAAUGGUGUGUGCGUCGUUUGGAAGGGCUGGAUCGACCGCAUGUCACUGAAGGGAGAUGGAUGCCUCAUGUUUGACAGCGCCCGGUCUGUCGUUGAGAACCGCAGGCUCGAGCGUGAGAAGCUGACCCCAAGCCUGUUCUCGCUCACUACCAUCGUGUCCUCACUGACGGCCCUUUUCGAUACAAAGUACGGGAACUUCGGUAGGAGUUAA